AUGGCCUCAAAUUGCUGUCAAUGCCAUUACUUCACUGUCCACUUUGUUUUUCUGCUGCCAAUAUUUAAAACAGUUCCCAUUAACUACUCUCAAGAAGCUAAAGAUAAAAUUCCUUUGGAAAAUGUUGCAGACAGAAGGAGAUCACAGGAUGCUAUUUUAGAUUUGCUGCCUUUCUCAAUUUUGCCCUGCAGUAGGGUUGCCAUACGUCUGGGAAUUCCAGGACAUGUCCUCUUUUGGGGGGUCCUCCAUGCCCAUCUGGGGGGAUUUUACAUUUUAAAGAAAAUGGCCUGGAUUUUGUUUUUGUUUUAUUUUUAA
Messenger RNA from Podarcis lilfordi (Lilford's wall lizard), 315 nucleotides. NCBI's taxonomy places the organism in Eukaryota, Metazoa, Chordata, Lepidosauria, Squamata, Lacertidae. The record is from the annotation of a GenBank genome assembly.